Molecule: messenger RNA, 1180 nt
Organism: Arabidopsis lyrata subsp. lyrata
Lineage: Eukaryota; Viridiplantae; Streptophyta; Magnoliopsida; Brassicales; Brassicaceae
Exons: 4
Coding region: 172-819 (215 amino acids)
Source: RefSeq, a predicted model, not a curated record
UCAGCUUUAUCGUCAGCAUCGUCAAAUUUUUGUUUUCUACGACCCUUUUAAAACCCUCAAAAUAAGUCUCCGCAAAAAAACUUCUCUCUCCAGAAACCAAAUCACACUUACAUCACAAAUCCUCUGUACAUAACCAAAAAAAAAAAACCCUAGAAAAGAAGAAAAAUCAAGAUGGGUCUGAUCAGCAAAGAAGAGAUUAGCAAAACAAGAAGAUAUUCAUCUUCUCUUUGGAGAGGAAUCAAAACGAUCUUUGUUCUCUUCACUAUGUUUCUCUCUUUUAUCAUCUUCUCUGCUCCGAUCUUCCUCGCCGUCGCCGACGCCAUCCUCCCCUCCGCAAUCCUCUCCUCCUCCUCCUCCUCCCUCAACCGCCUUUCUCCUCAUAGUUUUCCGGCCACGAUUUAUUCUUACCUCAGCAACUACGAUUUCAGAUACUCCCUCAUCGAUAUACCUCUCAUCUCCAUCAUUAGAUCUGCCAUUAUACUAUGCGUUUACGGACUUUGUGACGGACCAAAGUUAUCAAGGGGACCAUAUCUGACAAUAACGAUGAUAUGCUCGAUAUCUUCAUUAAUAUACGUAUCGUUUAAGGCAGCGAUUGUGUUCGGAGAGCCAGUGAUCGGAGGAUAUUUCCGAACAGAGGAAAUGGCUCUCUUUGUAUGUUCUUGGAUCUUAGCCAUCGGUCACAUCGUUGUGGCGUACCGUACAAGUUGUAGAGAGAGAAGAAAGCUCCUAGUCUUCAAAAUCGACAUCGAAUCCGUUUCAGCUUGUAAAAAUGUGUUUCCCCGAUACCAAAAAAUCCUGCAACAAGAGAGACUCAAAUAGCUAUGUUCGAAGUCUGUACAUAUAUAUACUUACAGUACAAACUACAUGUAUAUAAAUAUACGUAUCAAUGCAAGAAAGGUCCAAAGGAUAUAAUCUGUAAAGGAGGAAGGAACAGAUAACGAAUGGGGCUUAAUAUAUAACCUAUGCUUUUCCAUGUGAGACUACACAAGACAACUCCAAUGAAUUGGCAGUUGUUACUAUAUUAUAGAUUUUAAAUUUAGGUAUAGACACACAAAAAAGAAGAACAUUAUAUUAGUUCUUCUUAUAAAUGAUCCACCGUUACACUUUUGUCCUUUUUGUUUGUUUGUAUAAAACCAUAUUUUCAUCAAUGAGAUAAGAAGCCGAAGGCAUCUUUCUUCCA